Molecule: messenger RNA, 904 nt
Organism: Diabrotica virgifera virgifera (western corn rootworm)
Lineage: Eukaryota; Metazoa; Arthropoda; Insecta; Coleoptera; Chrysomelidae
Product: peritrophin-48-like
Exons: 7
Coding region: 253-834 (193 amino acids)
Cellular component (GO): extracellular region
Molecular function (GO): chitin binding
Source: RefSeq, a predicted model, not a curated record
CAUUAGCAAACUGCAUUUUAUUAAAAACUUAUCAAUAUUUUUGAAAAUCUAAUAAAUCAAUUAUUUAUAGUAUGAUUUUGUAGUAUCUCUUAACAGUUGUUUGUUGUCGAGACGGAAAGAACCACUUAUAGUUACAAUUAAGCUCGUAGAUAAAUAAUAUAAAAAAUCUUUUUAGAUUUCCAUAUAAAAAGGGCGUCUUGAUGAAGUUUUUAUACAUUAGUCUUGACAAGUAGUGAUAAACUGAUACAUACAAUGCACUCUGCAGAUUUAUUAUUUAUCGCCGUACUGUUUGUUGGUAGCACCACAGCACGUGAUCCUGAUUGCGAUAAACACCAAUAUUGGCCUGAUGUACACGACUGCUCAAAGUAUCUUGAAUGUAAUCCUAAGGGCGAAAAGAUUGAAAUGAGUUGCCCAGCAGGUCUUUGGUGGAAUCCCCUGUUAACGACUUGUGAUAACCCAGAAAACGUUGAUUGUAAACCGGUACCAAAUAAAAGUCUUGGAUGUACGGAAGGAGAAUAUUUUCCAGACACAUCCAAUUGUCAAGCAUUUUACGAAUGUAUUAACGGAGCAAAACAACGUCAAUUAUGCCCGGAUCCUCUCUUGUGGAAUGUUCAUCUACCUGGAUGUACUACUAGUUCUGACUGUUCGCAAGUCGUUCCAACACCUACUACUUGCACUGAAGGAGACCUGACAGGUGACGUUGAUGACUGUCAUAGAUUCUUCAUCUGUAAAAAUGACAAAUGGGUAGGACCUCUCCAAUGCCCAAACGAUCUCUACUGGAGUGAAAAAGCCAAAGGGUGUGUCGAUAUUAAGGAUUCUGACUGCCAAAAAUAAAACAAAAUAUAUUAAAUAAUUAAAUUGAUAUUGUACGUUUAAUAAAGAAAUAAAUUUUAAUAUUAUAUAA